AUGGGUAACCAACACAGCGCCCCUCCCAAGGUGCAGAUGAGCGAUAUCCUCGCGGUGGACGUGCCGAGUUUAGUCUACAAAGAUCAACUCAUCGGCACGACGGGUCGGUUUUUGAAAUCGAUAAUCUGUCGCGUCGACGACACGAAACGCGCGCCGCCGACGAGCGCGUCGGCGCGCGCGCGCGCGCGGGACGAUGGCAUAGCGCUGGUCAAGAUAUAUCUGAAACGGCCGGGCGCGUUCCCGGACUUGCGGGCGCACGAGAGGGCGGUGCACGAGAUUCGCGAGGCGCUGACGACGCCGGCGCCCGAGUACCCGCAUUGCUGGCCGUUCACCAAGGUGCUGGAGACGGAACGCGCGGUGUACUUGAUGCGACAGUUUUGUCACAUGUCGUUGCACGACAGGCUGAGCGCGAGACCGUUUUUGAGCGAUAGGGAACGGGCGUGGUUUGCGUAUCAGUUGUUGCACGCGGCGAGAGACUCGCACGCGAGAGGGGUUGAACACGGGGAUAUCAAGUGCGAAAACGUCUUGGUCACGUCGUGGGGUUGGUGCUUUUUGAGUGAUUACGCGUCUUAUAAACCAGGGGAGAUUCCCGCGGAUAACCCUGCGGAGUUUACAUACUUUUUUGAUAAUGACGGACGACGGAGGUGUUGCAUCGCGCCCGAGCGAUUUUCGAAUGAAAAGACAUCCGUCACGGAUAACAUGCUCGAUGAAAGGCCGGCGAAGUUACUUCCAAGUGCUGAUAUUUUCGCCCUCGGGUGUACGCUCGCGGAGCUGUACAUGGAUGGGAAGGCUUUGUUCGAUUUGUCGGAUGCGUUGGCGUAUCGUCGCGGCGAGCACGAUCCGCUCGAGACGAUCUCGACUGGCGUAAGCGACGAUUUAGCGCGUGGGAUGAUUGCUUCCAUGGUGGCACUGGAUCCGAGUCAGCGAGCAAGCGCAGCGGAUUAUUUGGCAAAGUACGAAGAUACAAACUUGUUUCCUUCUUACUUCAAGCGUUUGCACGCGUUCAGCGUAAAAUUUUUAAACCUUGACGCCAAUUCAAGAAUUUCCGCGGUCGAACAAGAACUGGAUGAUAUUCUUGUCCACAUUCUGCGAUGUGAAGGCGCUCGGGACAUGUUUUCGCACGCAACGACGAAUGAGGAUGUCCUAGCGCUUGCGAUGAAUUCGGCACCGCAUCUCAAAUGCCCGGGCAUGUGCCUUGUCGCCACCCACAUUUGCUCUUCCAUGCGGGGCGCGACGAACAUAAACGCUCGAGUUUUGGCGUUAAAGUUACUAAAAAAGAUAAGUCCGAUGGCGACGGAUCAUUGCAUUCUUCAGCAAAUGUUGCCAUAUUGCGCAUCUAUGUUGCAAGAUAGAGCGGCAUCCGUCCGAGCUGCGGCGUUGCGCGCCAUCGCUGAAAUCUUACGCUUCGUGGAAGAUAUCCCGCAAAGUGAUUUUGGCGUGUUUCCAGAAUAUAUCUGGCCAAUGGUGAGCAACGCCGCUGGAGACCCCGAGCGCUUGGUUCGCGUGACUUUGGCGAGCGUGUUAGCGCAGCUCGCGCGUUUGAGUCUCGCGUUUUUGCAGUAUGCAGCGGCGAAUUCGGGGCAGGGAGGUGAUCCGAUUAGUUUCGACGAUGAAUUAACGGUAGCUAGGACAACAGUGCAGAAUAUUCUGUACAAUUUGAUGGGUGGUAAGACUGGUGACGCCGAUACUGCGACUUGGGAGGAGAUGCUAGCAAAUUCAACGCACUUGGCGCAUUUCUUUGGACGAGAUGACACGAAAGACUUUCUUAUGCCACUCAUGAUUACGUGCCUCAACGCGCAGUCUCCGCAGCUACGAUGUGCGUUCUUCAAGUACAUUGCAGGUGUUGGAAAGUUCAUCGGUCGAGCGUCGUGCGAGCUCGUUUUGGUACCGUGCAUCGAUCGUUGCCUCAUCGACGUACAAGACUCAGUCAUUGCUAAUGCGUUGCGGUGCAUGUCGACGCUCGUGUCGCCCAUGGAUUCCGACCUCGAACGAAGUAAAAUGAUUCAAGUUGGUAAACAAGCGACCAUAAAUGUCGCAAAGACUGCGAGCCAUUUGUUGUGCCAUCCUUCAGCCGUGGUGCGUAACGCGGCGCAAGAGUUUUUUUCUACAGCGGCGAAGAGCUUGGGGCCCGUGGAUGCCUUUACAUUUUUGGUACCGAUCGUGAAGCCUUUUUUGGACAAGUCUGAUCCGAGCCGAUUCAAGCUUCUGAGCUUAACUCCGGAAUUUUUGAACGAACCUGAAGUUCUGGCGAUGUGUCUGUACCCUCCUCCGACGCGAAGUGCGUUUGAAUCUGCGGUGAAUACGGCCACGGGCAUGCGCACGGCGGCAGUGUACGCCGCCGUGAGUGCGCGGAUGGACAGACCGCUGGACGGACAAAGCUUUCAAAAUGUGAAUGAUGAGACGGCAAUCGCGGCGUAUAACGCAGAGGCCGAAUUUCCGAGCAUUAAAGCGAUGUCACCGUACAUCAAAGUGCUCGCGAAUGCUCGCCAAACGCGCUUGAGCGUAGAGAGUACUGGAGGUAACAAUUCGCCUCGCUUCAAGUCGAGCGAACCACCAAGCAUCGUGGAGGAUGUCGAAGCGGAAGAAUUUGUGAACGUGAAUAAUAACGAUGCCUGGACGACGAUUUUCGGACCAAAGAGAUCUCUCAUCUUGCCUCAAGAUGCACAGGCGAUCUUUCUUCGAGAAGAUACAGAAAACGAUGCCUUGCUCGUGGACACCACUAGUUCAUCAGUAGUGGAAACGUUGUCCGCCGCUGUCCGUCGCUUUGACAUUGGAGCGAAUAGAUUCAAACCGAAUGGUCCACCUGACAUGGAAACGAACGUAUCAACGAAUGCAGGCGAUGAUUCAUGGACGCCACGCGGUAUCCUUGUCGCGCAUCUUUUAGAACAUCGAGGAACGGUCACGUCAAUCGCAGUGGACCGCGAGGAAGUUUUCUUCGUGACGGGGAGUGAGGACGGAAGCUGUAAGAUUUGGGAUACACGCAGAAUUGAAAAGGAUGUUUCCUUUCAAUCUCGUUUGACUUAUGCGUCCCAGGGAGGUAGAAUUACAUCCGUCGCGAGCACUUCAAAUUCGCACAUCGUCAGUGGAAGUGACAAUGGCACCGUGCACGCGUGGCGCGUCGAGUACGCGACGAAGGAUGCGGGAAAAUCUCCGCAUGAACGACCAGUACCAGAUAAGUACACGGGUGCGGCAGAGAUUCGGCACGUGAACAAAGAGGAAGGUGCCGUCAACGCUGUUGCAUCACUCAGUGAGCAUAUGGGGUGCUACAUCACUCAGACUGGCGCCGUGUACGGUUGGGAUUAUCGUUCGCCGCGCGACGCCUUUAGGAUGCCGCUCAAUCCAAAGAUUGGCGUGGCUUCGUCGCUCGCGCUCGAUACUAGCGGCGCGGCAUCUUGGCUCGUCAUCGGAACUGCGAGUGGUUCGAUCAAUUUACUCGACAUGCGCUUCCAAACUUGUGUUCAAGAAUGGAAUCAUCCGUCGCGAGGAGCUGGUAUUGAAGCUAUGGCGAUCGCUCCGACGUCACGCAGUUCUCCAGGGGCCGUGACGCGUCCGCUGGUGUGGUGUAGUGCCGGUCACGACGAGGUCGCGUUGUGGGAUAUUGCUGAUGGUGGAUGUCGACGCAUCUUACGCGUUUUACGUGGACAAGGCGCAGCACUCGAUGCAGAGGCACGAGCGCAACCCAUCGCUAUGGAGGCGAAUGGCCGAUUACGGAUGGUGCCGCAAUCGCAGAGCGCGCUCAUUCACUCUUCAACGCUCGUCAACAAGGCGUACGGAAAUUUCAACGAAGACUUGCGCGCAGAUGAGUUGAUGUCUAUGUCUUCGCGACCACCGGGCGUGCGGACGUUGCUCGCGCUCCCUAACGGAGCAAUCAUUUCUGGAAGCACCGACGCGUGCAUCCGCGUCUGGCACCCCGGCGACGCAAACAAAUCGCGUAUCGUCUCCGGCAAAAUUUCCGGCCCUCGACCAAAGUUUGCCGAAAAGUCUGUGAGCGGUGUGGUGAUUCAGCAAGAGUAUCCCGCUCCAGUCCCCGAAAGUUCGCGCAAGAACAUCUCUCAGGGCGCCGCGCACGAGCGUCACGACUGUCAUCGCGACGCCGUCGUCGCGCUCGCCGCGGUAUCAGGCGCUGCCGGCAAAAUGCUCAUCUCUGCCAGCCGAGACAUGAGUGUGAAAGUAUGGAAAUAGUUCAUCGUGCGCAUCAAAGCGAAUCGUAGCAAAAUUG
Molecule: messenger RNA, 4219 nt
Organism: Ostreococcus lucimarinus CCE9901
Lineage: Eukaryota; Viridiplantae; Chlorophyta; Mamiellophyceae; Mamiellales; Bathycoccaceae
Exons: 1
Coding region: 1-4182 (1393 amino acids)
Biological process (GO): autophagy of peroxisome; late endosome to vacuole transport; macroautophagy
Cellular component (GO): phosphatidylinositol 3-kinase complex, class III, type II; nucleus-vacuole junction; phosphatidylinositol 3-kinase complex, class III, type I
Molecular function (GO): protein serine/threonine kinase activity; ATP binding; protein binding
Source: RefSeq, a predicted model, not a curated record